GGCAACCCCUUAAGUCGACACUGCAAAUAAAGUCCCGGACUUGAACACACGAACUAGAUGGCCUAGAAUUGGCGACGAUACAAACUCAAAUACCACCCAUCCUCCCGCCACUUACCCCGCCUGCCCGCUUCCGGUCGGCCGACCCUGGAAGACAUAUCAAGUCUAUCGAACGGACGCCAUCUCCAGAACACAGUCAAACAACAUGGGGUCCACGAGUGAUAACCUAAAGAGUAUCGUCAUUGCAGCGACGCCCACAGCGCCGCUUCUAUCUCACCUUCUCCACGCCCUCUCCCACCAACCCGGCAUCACAGUCACCGUCCUCACGCGCAAAACCACCGUCUCCCUCCCCCUCUCAUCCGGCCACUCCCACUCCCACAACCAUGACUCAAACGCCCACCACCACGACGCCGAGAUCUUACAUAUUGAAACCUCCUUCUCCGCCGCAGAGCUCCAGACCCACCUAAGAAAGAACGACACCCUCAUCUGCUACCUAGAAGGCUCCGACCUGCACCUCAGCGCCGACCUCAUCGACGCCGCCACCGCAGCCGGCGUCAAAACCUUCAUUCCCUCAGAAUACGGUCUUGACACCAGCAACGCAAAAGUUAGAGAGCUGCUGCAUCCCUACCGCAUGCGCUACGAAACGCAACAGAAGCUGAAAAGCAGCGGGAUGAACUGGACUGCUAUCUACUCUGGAGUUGAACUCGAGGAAGCGAUGAAGGCGGAUGGUGUGCUGGGGAUUGAUUGUCUAUGGGCGAGCGUAGUCGUGUUUCCGCAUGAUAGGAAUCUGAGAAUUGCGGUGUCUACUUACAAGGAUAUUGCGAAAUCGAUUGUGGAGGUGGCGACUGAGCGGAGGAAAGUGGAGGGGAAUGAGGUGUGGACGUGUAGCUUUCAGGCUUCGCAGGAUGAGUUGGUUGAGGCUGUUGAGAAGAAGUUGGAGAGGGGGUUGGAUCGGUAUGAGGGACUUAUUGAGGGUGCGAAGAAGGAGGCGAAUGAGAGGAUGAGGAGGGGAUAUUUUGAUGGUGGGGUGGCGCUGAUGGGGAGGGUGGCUGUUUGGGAUGAUAGAGUUGGUGCGUGGGCGGGGUGGAAGGGGGUGAGUGAGGGUGGGAAGGAUGGGUGGCGGGAUGAGGUUGGGAGGGUCGCAUUGACGGUUAGGAAUGGGGAGAUUGGGGGAGAUGGUGGGUGUGGAUGUUAGACUCCUUUUGUACGUUUCAUUCUCGGAGGCACUCCGAUUUGUAAGUUUCAACUCAUGACGAUGGAGUACCCAUGAAAAUGUAUGUGUUUGUACUGUCUCAGCCCUCCGAGUUUCAACCGCAGUCAGAAAACUCUUGAUAUUUAUACAAUCUAGCGAAUAAUGGAACGAGAUGAAGGGGGGUAGGAGGUGUGAAACAAACGCGUAGUAGAUUUGCGAAGCGUAGUCUUUCUCGCUUUUGUGCUCUUGAGCU
Molecule: messenger RNA, 1442 nt
Organism: Mytilinidion resinicola
Lineage: Eukaryota; Fungi; Ascomycota; Dothideomycetes; Mytilinidiales; Mytilinidiaceae
Exons: 2
Coding region: 203-1192 (329 amino acids)
Source: RefSeq, a predicted model, not a curated record